Osmerus eperlanus (European smelt) is the source of this 1552-nucleotide messenger RNA. RefSeq names its product limb and CNS expressed 1 like (gene lix1l). NCBI's taxonomy places the organism in Eukaryota, Metazoa, Chordata, Actinopteri, Osmeriformes, Osmeridae. Gene Ontology annotation, cellular component: cytoplasm. Gene Ontology annotation, biological process: autophagosome maturation. The record is from RefSeq and is a predicted model, not a curated record. The transcript is spliced from 6 exons. The coding region runs from base 205 to 1248 and encodes 347 amino acids.
UACGCCAUAACGGGGUAUGUGGAGGCCUCGUCAAAAGCUAUCAUCCUAUUGUUACUUCUUUUAAACCAGCAUCUAAAAGGUAUUCUGUACAUUGGACCAUGGUCUAACAAAUCGAGCUUUGCUUAUUUUGCUUAGAACUCAUUUUUAUCAUAGCCGACCGAUUGGUUUCUAACGUUUUUUGGAUUGAUUAUUUAGAGGGGAACAAUGGAAUCUAUCCGUCCUCAGCGACUUCAACCAGGGAUAGGAUUUGGGGUUGGAUCAACAGGGACUAUGCGCUCUUCUCUACGACCAGGGGUAACAAUUCAACCCGUACCUCUACUGCCGUCUCCAGCCUCAAUGUAUGCUUCCUCCGGCCCGCCACCACCUCUUCAACUACACAGCUUCCAUGGAACUAUUGGUGCGGGACUUGGAGCCGGAGUGUCUGGUUUCGGGCUAUGCAAUCCAGGGAACCCUACAGUGUUGAAGGAGGCAGUGGAGGCUGUGGUUCGAAGUUUUGCGAAGCAUACACAGGGCUAUGGCAGAGUUAACGUGGUGGAAGCCCUGCAAGAAUUUUGGCAAAUGAAACAGUCGAGAGGCGCUGACCUCAGGAAUGGAGCGCUGGUAGUCUACGAGAUGACGCCGUCGAACAACCCCCCCUAUGUCUGUUAUGUUAGUCUACCCGGAGGAAGUUGCUUUGGAAGCUUCCAGUUAUGUCCAACCAAGGCCGAGGCAAGACGCAGCGCUGCCAAGAUUGCUCUGAUGAACUCUGUUUUCAAUGAGCAUCCCUCUCGACGGAUAACAGACGAGUUCAUUGAAAAAAGUGUUUGUGAGGCACUGGCUUCUUUCAAUGGAAACAGAGAAGAGGCAGACAACCCCAACACAGGAAUUGGGGCAUUUCGCUUCAUGCUCGAGUCCAACAAAGGAAAGUCCAUGCUCGAGUUUCAGGAACUGAUGACAGUUUUCCAGUUGCUUCAUUGGAAUGGAAGCCUGAAGGCAAUGAGAGAGAGACAAUGUUCCCGUCAGGAAGUGCUGGCUCACUAUUCCCACCGGGCACUAGAUGAUGACAUGCGCACCCAAAUGGCUGCGGAUUGGGUGAAUCGGGAGCAGGGAGUGGCUGGCACCAUUGCCCAGGAGCUAGCUUCUACAGAACAAGAACUAGAAGAGGCCAGACUGGCCGGCCGAGAAUUGCGUUUCCAUAAGGAAAAGAAAGACAUCCUUAUGCUAGCAGUGGGUCAACUUGGCACUGCCACACUACCCUUAAACUGCUAAGUUAAAGCCAGAUCCUAAAGCAGUUAUUUACAUAAUUCAAUCAAUUCAAUCAUUACUUAGGCAAGAUUACCAUUGCUUCCAUCAUUAUACCACACAAGACAAAACAAGUACACCCAAACAGAAACAAUUGGGAAGAAUGGAGGGGGGGGGUUAAGAUUUGUUGAUACAUGGUGUCUAUUCCCAUAUUUUGCCUUUACUGAUGAAUGUAUCAGAAAUAUCAGUGUGCUGCCAAACACAUGUUGUUAAUGUGUCUGCAUAGCAGCUUAAUCCAUUAUUUUUUUAAUUAAAAAUCAAUCCACAUUUA